This is a messenger RNA of Gigantopelta aegis, 1545 nucleotides long. RefSeq lists its product as uncharacterized. The transcript has 3 exons. The coding region runs from base 1 to 1545 and encodes 514 amino acids. Gene Ontology annotation, cellular component: nucleus. Gene Ontology annotation, molecular function: DNA binding. The record is from RefSeq and is a predicted model, not a curated record. Lineage: Eukaryota; Metazoa; Mollusca; Gastropoda; Neomphalida; Peltospiridae.
AUGACGGAACGUCCAGCUAAACGUCGCCGUGUUGAACUCUCGCUCGAUGAUAAACUCAAAAUAAUUAAAAGUUUCGAAAGUGUACCUAAACCAACGUUAAGAUCUUUGAGUGAAAAGUUUAGUAUUGGCAAAUCAACAGAUUUCACGUCACGUCAUAAAAAGCGCUAUCGAUCAUAUAGCCCUACUCAACUUAAAAAUGCAUAUGCAGAUGUCACUGAAAAGGGAACUUCUGUAUAUAAGGCUGCCAGGCUGUAUUCCGUUCCUGAACAAACACCCAGAGACAGAAUAUGCGGGGUUAUUUCCCCAGACACGACAAGGUCCGGACCUGGUCCAAUGUUUUCCUUGGAAGAAGAAAACAAAGUGGCAGAACAUUUGAAGUUGAUGGCGUCUGUUGGCUAUGGCUACACAAGAGCGCAGGUUUUAAAUCUUGGAACCGACUAUGCCACCCACUUAAACAAACGGCCACACGAUUGCAACUCUCUUUCUCUACAGUGGUUUUAUGGGUUCAUGGGAAGAUGGCCAGAAUUAAAGUUGAGACGACCCAAAUCCUUGUCAGAGCUUCGAGUCUACGCUACUUCAGAGGAAAGCAUAACGAAAUACUUUGAUGAACUGGAGACAAUUCUUGAAAAGUAUGACCUCAAAUCAUCUCCUGAAAAAAUAUAUAACGUGGAUGAGAAGGGAAUUAGUAUGACUCACGCACCUCCGUAUGUUGUAGGAUCCACAGACGAGGUUCCAAUUGAAAUAUCGCCAGAAAGAUCAUCCACAGUCACUAUGAUAGGGUGUGGCAAUGCACUGGGUCAACAAAUCCCACCAUAUUUCAUUUUUCCUGGGGCUCGAAUGCGCCAAGAAUUAUUAGAAGGAGCCACCAUUGGUACGAAUGGCACUGUUAGUAAGUCAGGAUGGUCCAAUUCAGACAUAUUUCAAACAUGGCUUGCAGAUCAUUUUGCGAAGUACGCAAAAGUUGGUGGAGAUAAGAAGACAUUAUUGUUGUAUGAUGGUCACAGAUCCCAUAUUUCACCUUAUUUGGUUGACUUUGCAGUGCGGAAUGGAAUCAUCCUGUUUGUUCUACCACCUCAUACAAGCCAUAUCCUUCAGCCGAUGGAUGUGGGUUGUUUUGGACCGUUUUCUAAAGUUUUCAGUGAUGAAUCUCGAAAAUGGCAACGUUCUCAUUCUGGAACUCUCACCCGCUACAAUGUCUGCUCUAUUGCAUGUCGAGCUUACGACAUCUCGCUGACUCCCAGGAAUCUUCAGAGUGCUUUCAGGAAGAGUGGGAUUUAUCCAUUUUACCCAACAGCAAUUGAUUCAUCUCUGUUGAAACCUGCCCAGUAUGCUAAAAAGAGAAGAGCUGAACAAUCUACAGAAACUGCGAGUAACAAUGCCGAUAUUUCUCAACCACAAGACAGAAACACUGUUAACAAUUUCUUUUCAAGUCACCUGCCAGUUGUACACCACGAUAAACCCAAUCAGUCUAAACCCAGGCGUUCAGUUCACAAGGUUGUUGGUGGAAAACCAAUUACAGAGCCAGAUGUAUCAUCCCAACUUUGA